Molecule: messenger RNA, 3188 nt
Organism: Microcebus murinus (gray mouse lemur)
Lineage: Eukaryota; Metazoa; Chordata; Mammalia; Primates; Cheirogaleidae
Source: RefSeq, a predicted model, not a curated record
UACAAGUGUGACUGCACCUGGCCCCUAUUUUGACAUUUUUAAAGAGCUAUGGGAAAAGAUUCUUCUUGUCAUUCUUCUCACAGGAAGCCUGGUGUAAAGAGCACACAGGCUUUACAGUUAGGAGUCCUAUGUUUCUUGAAUUCCAGCUCUGUUGUUUGUUAGUUGUACUACCCUAGGACCCUAGUCGAGUUACUUAAUCUCCUUGCCUUCAAUUAUCUUGUAUACUUGAGAUAAUUCCCACCUCAGAGGAUUGUUGUAAGGAUGAAAUGAGGUAAUUAUUAAUAAAUAAACAUUUAUCUAACACAUACUUAUCUGGCAACCAUUCUGCUUAGUGUAAAAAGUUAAAAGUUCCUCUGCCCACUACAUAAGCACCAUACACUUAGCCUCCAAAGACUGCGAUACAUUAUGUAGAGAAAAUACUAAAGUUUAUACCUAUAUAUUUUCUUGGAACUAAUUAUAGGAAUCUGACAUGUUUUUGUGAGCUUACAGAUGAAUUUGCAAGACUGAAUCCAAGUAUUAAAAAUAUCAGGUCUGUAUUCAGAAGAUAAUUCUUAACUAAUAGAAAACACAUUUCAAGUCUGCCUGUUUACCAGUGAUUGGCUACACACAAGAAAGUCACAAAUGAGACAAAGAUCCGAUGUGACGGCAUACACCACACACAACAUGUAACUAGUGUAAGACCUAGCAUAAGGUAAGUGCUCAUAAAUAUUAGUUGAAAAGAAUUGAGUUUGGGUCCCAACGGCGCCAUUUCCACAACAAGUGACUCUUAGAUUAACUUCUCUGGACCUUACUUUUUGGUGAAAUAGAAAUGUGUCUGCUCUACCUAUCUCGUGAUCAAAUGAAAUCACAGGAGAUGUAUUUAACGCUAGUAAAACGGUAAUUUAUGAAACACAUAAUGCCUACCGCCACCAAAUAGCCCGCAAGCUUAAUUGUAGGGAUAAGAUGUUAAUAUGUAACCACCAAGAAAGAAACAGCAUCAGAAUCUAGUGAAAAAAACCGAACAUAUUUCCAAAAAUGUCAUCUUCCUUGUGAUGACAGGAGCUGGUCAUUCCUAAUCAGGUGCUGUGCCUUUUCUAACUUCCAGGUGACAAUAGCAGGCUCCGCUGAGUGGCAUUUUUGCAAGACUCAGACCCCCAGUAGAGGUUGGCGGCGGUGAGGAUCGGCUCCAGGGCCCAGUAGGUUAGAAGCAGCGGACCCUUCGGGCCCGGCCCUGACAAGCACUACAGAAUGGGACAUUGUAGAAACUGAAGAGCAUUAUAAGAGCCGAUGGAGAUCUAUCAGGAUUCUGUAUCUUACUAUGUUUCUCAGCAGUGUGGGGUUUUCUAUUGUGAUAAUGUCAAUAUGGCCAUAUCUCCAAAAGAUUGAUCAGACUGCCGAUGCAAGUUUUUUGGGCUGGGUUAUUGCUUCAUUUAGUCUUGGCCAAAUGGUGGCUUCACCUAUGUUUGGUUUAUGGUCUAAUUAUAGACCAAGAAAAGAACCUCUUACUGUCUCCAUCCUCAUUUCGGUGGCAGCCAACUGCCUAUAUGCAUAUGUCCACCUCCCAGCUUCUCAUAAUAAAUACUACAUGUUGUUUGCUCGUGGAUUGGUGGGAUUUGGAGCAGGAAAUGUAGCAGUUGUUAGGUCAUAUAUUGCUGGUGCUACUUCCCUUCAGGAAAGAACAAGUUCCAUGGCAAAUACAAGUGCCUGUCAAGCAUUAGGUUUUAUUCUUGGCCCAGUUUUUCAGACUUGUUUUGCACUCAUUGGAGAAAAGGGUGUGACAUGGGAUGUGAUUAAGCUGCAGAUAAACAUGUACACAGCACCAGUUUUACUUGGCGCCUUCCUGGGAGUUUUCAAUAUUAUUCUGAUCCUUGCUAUAUUAAGAGAACAUCGAGUGGAUGACUCAGGACGACAGUGUAAAAAUAUUAAUUUUGAAGAAGCAAGCACAGAUGAAGUUCAGGUUCCCCAAGGAAAUAUUGAUCAAGUUGCUGUUGUGGCCACCAAUAUUCUGUUUUUUGUGAUUCUAUUUAUCUUUGCUCUUUUUGAAACCAUCAUUACUCCAUUAACAAUGGAUAUGUAUGCCUGGACUCAAGAACAAGCUGUAUUAUACGAUGGAAUAAUACUUGCUGCUCUUGGAAUUGAGGCAGUUGUUAUUCUCUUGGGGGUUAAAUUACUUUCCAAAAAGAUUGGCGAGCGUGCCAUUCUACUGGGAGGACUCAUCGUUGUCUGGGUUGGCUUCUUUAUCUUGUUACCUUGGGGAAAUCAAUUUCCCAAAAUACAGUGGGAAGAUUUACAUAAUAAUUCAAUCCCUAAUACUACAUUUGGGGAAAUUAUUAUUGAUAUUUGGAAUUCUCCAAGAGAAGAUCACAAUGAAAGACCAACUGGUUGCCCAAUUGAACAAGCGUGGUGCCUCUAUACCCCAGUGAUUCAUCUGGCCCAGUUCCUCACAUCAGCUGUGCUAAUUGGAAUAGGCUAUCCAGUUUGCAACCUUAUGUCCUAUACAUUAUAUUCAAAAAUUCUAGGACCAAAACCUCAGGGUGUGUACAUGGGCUGGUUAACAGCUUCUGGAAGUGGAGCACGGAUUCUCGGGCCCGUGUUCAUCAGCCAAGUGUAUGCUCACUGGGGACCACGGUGGGCAUUCGGCCUUGUGUGUGGAAUGGUGGUGUUCACCAUCACACUCCUGGGAGUGGUUUACAAAAGACUUAUUGCUUUUUCCAUAAGGUAUGGGAGGAUUCAAGAGUAAACUAGCUAAGACUGUGAUGGAAAGUAUUAAUAUUUGCUGUGUGGCACUUUCAAGUCUAAGAUUCUAUUAGACAAUUGUCAUGAGCCAGCGAGUCUCCACAAGUCAGGCUGUGAAUAUUGCGUAUAUUGAAUAACAAGAACAUAUAUUGCAUAAUAGAGGGAAUUCCACAUGUUAUUGUGAAUAGUAGGUUAUAUAAAAAAUUCUAUAUUGUAAUUUCUUUAUCUCAAAAAUGAAAUAUUCUUAUAAUACCUUUUUGGGGUUGCAUGAACUAGUGAGUGAAUGGAUAAUGGUCUAUAAAUGUGAAGUUCUACUCCUAAUACAGAUGCAGAGGUGUCAUUAAAAUAAUGAGGGAAUAUCUAUGUAGUGGAACCAGAAGGAAAGUUCUGUAUGAAUUAGCUAUAACAGAAUAAAAUUAAAUAAUUUUUUUUACCUAAAUAGAGGUAUUUUUAUUCAAAGAUACUUUGAAUUU